AAGCCAGCAAUGGCAGGAAGGAGGUGAGUCCCGGUUGGCUUGGAUAUCGCUGCAUAAUCUCUGAUCAGAAUGGUGCCUCUGCUAUGUAGCGCUUGAGUUGGUGUGUGGGAGCAGGCUCGACGCAAAGCAGUCGCGCACAGCAGAGACGCCUUCCGCCCCGCAAAAAAAAGGCGAAGAACGGGAAUCCGUAAUGCAGAAGGCGGAGAAAUCAGCGGCUAAACCCGGCCAGGGUCCACCACGUGAGAGCUUACACAAAGGAUUUAUUCCUGUGGAUAUUCCUCUCAGAAGCAUGGACAGCACAUCGUCUCUUGCGAAAGGCAAUCCAGAUUCCGCACUCUCCGCAGACGCCGAGGCACAAAAGUCAAAACAGAGGAGAGAUUUAGACAUAAAGCACACAUUGGAGAAGGAUACUCUUGCAGCAAUGACAAGCAUAAAUACUGGGAACAGGAACCCAGCUGCUGAUGCUUUGGCUGCGGCGAAAGCGGCAGCAGCAAGGCUUAUGAAGAGAGCAGGCUUUCAGCCGGAUGAAGGGCGCCCACGCCGUGGCCGAGGUGGUGGUCGCUUUGCCACUGGUCGGCAUAGCAGCCGACGAAGGUCUAGGUCUAGGUCUAGGUCCCGAUCACGCUCCCGUUCUCGGUCGCCACGGUCCCGCUCGCAUUCGCGCUCUCGAUCUCGAAGUUGCUCAAUAUCCAUCACCUCUUCCAGUGAUGAGUCGACAACGAAACCGCGCACCUCCCGGCGUCGGACUCGAGAGACUUUGACCCUGUCGAUCAGCCCGUCGCGUUUUCCAGCAGAGGUACGCGGGGACCCACCCGCGAGGCACAACGUUAGUGCACGGCCCAAUGCUGCACCGCCUCCGCCUCCUCCGGGAACACCUCCACCAAGUAAUUUCAUUGACCAUUCCCGUCAACACCUCUUACGUGAUGGAAACCGUUCCUCCGAGCGUCCGGCGCUUCGCUCGAAUGAAUGGCGAAACGAUUCUCGAUAUCGAUAUGGUCACUUGGAUGAGCGGUACUUUCCCGAGCCGGAUACGUCUUAUGACCGUCCUGGCGCGCGUUACGAGUCCGAGUACAAGUAUGCUAGCCGCCUACCAGGGAAAGAACCUUUUGUCGCAAAGUACGAUGCCGAGAUGGACCGACAUCACGGGCGUGCUGGACAUCAAUAUGAGAGGCCAUUUGACUCGCGAUUUCCAUACAGCCACGAGUUCCAGCAGAGGCCCGGCUCUACAACCUACAAGCAUAGAGACUCGGGAUAUGAUGGCAUCCGGGAUGAGUACGAUGCCGUGCGACAUCGCUAUCACGAUGAAGCGCACUGGGAGACUGCACGUGGCGGCUAUGGUCAUACUGGAGUGGGAUCGAAAGACAUGCCCUAUCAUCGACCGGAUGGCUACCCUGUGAGGCAUGACGAGUUUCACGAGCAAGGGGUUGCCCGGUGGGCGUACGAUGAGCGGAGGUCCUACCCCGAUGCCUUCCCUUCCAGCAGGAACCCCGCAUACAGUAGGGAAGGCACCCCCACCGGAACGACACGACUGGGUGAUUACGCACACCACCGGGAUGGCGGUGAUCGCACGGAGAGUGGUCACCUGGCAUCGACCACUGGCAAACGCCGCCUUGAAGGCGAUCUCGCUGAUGAACGGGUCGAAUGUCAUUCCGGCAGCUCACCGUCGCACGCAGACAAGAAAAAGAGAUCCUCAUCCUCCGAACGCAGGCGCAGCAGUAAGCACCGCUCUCACCGGAGUGAGAAGGAAAGCAGCCAUCGUUCGGAGAAACGAAAACGUGAUCACGACGAUGCAGACGUGGAACCAAGGCUCAGUACUGAUCCCACGGGGCACCGUCUACCUGACAAGGACGGCGUACUUAAACCCACCGAGUCGAUUGACGAUUCAGCGGGAAGACGCGGUCAUCGUCAUCGGUCGCGCUCAGGAGAACGGCGCCGACAUCGGCACCGUGAGAGUCGUUCGGAGCGGGAAUCGGAGGUAGACAAUGCGUCGGAAAAGCUGGGCCAUGAAACCUCUGCGGGGGAUGAGAAUGAGGAUAAUGAUCGGCGCAAACAUUCUUCGUCUCACAAAAGCAGCAGUAGCAGUAGCAGACGCCACAAAUCUUCCACUAAGGAAAGCAGUGGAAGGCGACGGAGGCGUACCGAUGAGAUGGAGCAUAGCAUUCCCGAGUGAUUCACAGCCAACAUUGUACUUCUUCGCGGUGCAUGCAUGGAGGCGCUUCUUGUUGAUUCCAAUUAUG
Fimicolochytrium jonesii is the source of this 2237-nucleotide messenger RNA. RefSeq lists its product as uncharacterized. The transcript has 3 exons. Bases 191 to 2170 code for a protein of 659 amino acids. The record is from RefSeq and is a predicted model, not a curated record. Lineage: Eukaryota; Fungi; Chytridiomycota; Chytridiomycetes; Spizellomycetales; Powellomycetaceae.